Molecule: messenger RNA, 1303 nt
Organism: Cuscuta campestris
Lineage: Eukaryota; Viridiplantae; Streptophyta; Magnoliopsida; Solanales; Convolvulaceae
Source: the annotation of a GenBank genome assembly
CAAUUUUCAUCCAUAUUUCAAUCUCCUAAUCAAAUUUCACUCUCUUAUCUUCAAAAACGCUGCUAUGGCCGGAGGAAAAUCCAAGAGCAAGGCCUCCAAGAAGAAGACCAACGUCGAAGCAACGUCCUCUGCGCCCCAGCCGUUUCCAUACCUGGACGGCUCGUUUCUUGAGUUCGGGUCGGAGGAGGAACUCACCCGGUUUCUCUCGCACUUCGCCAAGCGUCCUAUUUUCUCCGCCCAGGGUGCUGCCCGAGUUAUACCCUCAACAAAAGGGGUACCACGACCUCGACAAUCAACUCAAAGAGUCGGCAACAUCAAUCUCUACGACAUAGAGAUUGAUUUGCCGACCUUUGCACGGAUCGCAGGGCUGCCCAUCCGAGGCGAUGACAUCGCAACAUAUGGUGGCGAUGAUUGGAUCCUCAACAACGAGGCGGUGGUCAUCCGAGAGCUUGGGAUCACCAACCUCAUCCGUCACAGCGGCGCACCAACAAUCCACUCAGCCCCGCCGGAGAAGCGUCUUCUUCUCUACAUCCUCACCCGAAUUCUUCGCCCCCGGGACAGUAGCCACACUUCUCUCUUCAACGAGGACCUCAAGGCAGUUCAUGCCAUCACCCACGGCGCCUCGAUAAAUUGGGCCAAAUACGUCAUGAUUCACAUGGCGGAUUGCGCCUCCAUCACCACCGAGAGGAGUCUGCCAUACGCCUUUCUCGUCAUGGAUCUCAUUGUUGCCUCCGACAUCCACAUCGCCGGCCCGGAUACGAAGAUGACGAAGAUUUGGAUCAUCCAAGACAGCACCUUCCGAAAGAAGUCCGGUGACAGAACCGGCGCAGAACCAAGUCGGCCACCAGUCCCCGAUCCCGCCAAGGCCUCCUUACAGUCCAUAGCCGAUACCCUGAAUCGGCUGACCAUCGCCGUGGACGGCAUGGGCCAAUACUUGGAGCGGAUGGAUAGCACGCUGCAACGCCAACACCACGACAUGAGGGCGUUCUUCCGCGGCAUCAACUACGUCCCGCCACCCUUUGACAGCACCUUCCUCGGCCAAAACUAUGAAGGCGAGGACGAGGAGGAUAACUCCUAUGCUCCGUCCUCCUCCCCCGACGAGGCCAACUUUGAGGACGCGGUCGACGGGGAUCCCAUGGACGUCGAGGACGACGAGGAUGACGAUGACAAUGACAACGAGGACGAGGACGCCGAUGCCUAGACUCUUCCUCUCUUUUCUUUCCUACUAUGAUUGCAUCUUUUUUUUAUCUCAAUUCCGUUGUAUUCUGCAUUUCCCUUCGUUUAAUGAAUAAAAGUUCACUUU